AUGUAUCCCAUAUUAACAACGCUGCUAGCAGGCACACUGAGGACAUAUCAAAAGGCGGGCUGCGAUGCCGAAUACAUUGCAUUAAGCUGUCCACGUGGUACGAGCAUAUCAAUCGAAAUAGCCCAAUAUGGAAAUACGCUCAAAGAUGGUCCCGUUUCUAGUAUGUGUCCACCACGAACUGAUCAAACAAAAGUCGAUACGACUCGUACCGAGGACACCGAAAUUGAAGUGAAACCACCGGAGAGUUGCUUGACCUAUCAAUUACAGUAUGCGCUGUUACAGAUUGUGGUGGAAGCUUGCCAAAAGAAGAGACAUUGUAAAUUUUUGGCAUCGUCACGAACAAUGAACAACGAUCCAUGCCCGGAGACGACCAAAUUCAUUGAAAUUGCAUACAAGUGCCGUCCGUAUGAAUUCCGCAGCAAGGUGGCUUGUGAAAAUGAUACUAUUCAAUUAGUAUGCAAUCCGUACUCAAGAAUUGCUGUCUAUAGCGCCAGCUUUGGCCGGACAUCAUACGAGAGCAUUCAAUGUUCUCAACCGCAAGGCGUUAUGGAGGAAUCUUGUUUGGCUUCAUAUGGAACCGAGACUGUUAUGCAAUUGUGCCACGGAAGGAGAAGGUGUACCAUAUCGGCCGAUCGUGCAAAUUUUGGCAAUCCAUGCCGACCCGAAUCUAGAGUCUAUCUCAAAGUCGUUUACACCUGCAUACCGCGAAAAGUAUUAAAGGAUCAAUUUGAUGCAUCGGUUGAGCCAGAUGAACCGCAACAAAUUGAUAUGGAUCAAAAUCAAGAUGAUUUAUAUGAUGAAGAUCAAUUUUAUCGUGAAUCAGAGGCAAUACCGCCGGCACCGAAGCUACAUCGUGAAUUGGCCACAUCAUCGGAUAUGCCAACCUCAUUAAGUGAACCGUCGUCCAGUGUAAAUCCACCAUUGCGGUCGAGAGACAGCAAUCAACUUGAAGUGCCCUUUGUUAAUCCAAACUCACAUUCAAAACACGAUCAUGAUCAUACAUUAAACCAACCAACAAUGCAAAAUAUGACCUCAACGGAUAUCGAAGCUAUAGGUCGCUCAAUCAAUCAUAACAAUGCGUUUCAUAAUGGUGGUGACGCCAACGCUUCUGCUUUUGAUGCUGCUGGUGGUGGUGGUGGUGGUGCCACCGUUGCAACAUACAUUUCUAGUAAUAGUAACAUUCAAACGAACACAAACAGCAUAUUUAUGCCGGCUUCUACGUCGAAGUAUCCAAUCAAACAAAGCACAAUUGCCGAGGAUUUCCGUGAACGUUUCAUAAACAUUAUAGCCCAAUGGAUAAGAGCAGUUGUUUACUUAGCACAAAACCAAGAGAAGUUCUUUUUGUAUUUGUUCAUAUCGGUAACAGUUGGUGUGUUACUGUGUUUAACGCUUGUGAUUGGACGAUUGGUGUUACAAAAACGGCAAAUAAAAUCCGAUAAAAAAUCAUCGCCGAAAAAUCAAUCGCAAAAUGGCGGUAACACCAGUGAAACAACCAUACCGAAUGGAUUUUCCGACGAUAUAUCUGAAAUUGAUGGUGAUAUCGACAUGACAACAACAACACUUCCUGUACCGAGUGUGUCACGCAACGAGCCAAACUACGGUUCGUAUGCUCCAUCACCGAGUCCCUACAGCAAUCUCGGUCCGUCAAACAUAUCACACACGUCAACCACAAUGUUAGUGCCAACCAGUUCGAUUUUGACCACCGGACAUCAUGUUCCAUCGAUAAUUGGAUCAGCCAAUCCUUUGAUGUAUCCGCCACCAUCAGUUGCACAUAUGGGUCCGAGAUUGACAACAAAUUAUCCACCAACUGUCGGCUUUAUGAAUCCAUCAAUAUUGACCGCUGGAGGCACACUACGUCGUCCACGCGUCGAAUAUGAUUCGGCUCCACCACGUAUCCUCUCGAAAAUUGACAUUGAACCGCAAUUCUAUUACGGAUGACCUUUAUUGAGUAACAAAAUGUUAUCAUCACCGACAACAAGCGAUGCCGCCGGACUCGGCACCAACACCACCACAUCGUCGCCGAAAACUACUAUGAAUACAAUAGCCAUGCAAAAUAUCGAACGAACCGGCACACCAACAUUGUCAAUAUCAACAACAUCACCGACAUCGACGUUGACCAAAAAACUGCCACCAAAAAAUCCAUUGACCGAAGAUCAGCGUUCGAAUAAAAAUACCGUUGUACUUUGUCCACCUAGUCGUACAUAUUGUUUCUAGAAUCAAAUCAUUUUGCAGAAAAAUAAUCUGCAAUUCGAUGACUUAGUGUUUUUGUAAAGAUUUUUUCUGCCCCAUUAUUUCGUUUCUACUCUACUUAAAAAAUAAAUUCACAAAUAAAAAGCACAUAUAUUCAUUACAAUUGCUUUCUGAGUUGAUGAUAUAACUGAGUUUUCAAGCAUUCUACUGACACAAUUGACAUCAUGGCAUACCAUGCAGUGCAAUUUUUCAUUUUGAAAAUAGAAGCGGACUUCUCUUCAGCAGAUUAAAAAAAAAUGAGAAAAAAAUGAAAGAAAAAAAGCAUAUUGUCGAAUAUAUUUCUUUAAUAAUCUUAAGUGAUACACCGUGUACAUUUUUUUUCGGGAUAAUUUCGAAAGACUUUUACGUAAAUUAGGUUAAUUUAAGGAAUCAAACUAGAAAACUUCUUGUAAAUGAGAUAUUUAUUUAAUAAGUUAAUGAAAAGCGAGUUAAAUAGCUGAAGAAAAAAAGUAAAAUAAAGUUAUAUACAAUUUAAGGGUAUAAGUAGAGAGAAAUUACGUUAAGCUAUCAAGAAGAAAAAGAAGAAGGUACCAGAUGAGAAAUUUUUUAUGUGAGAGCAUAGACAGACGAAAUUCAUUUGUUCAGGCAAAUGUUGAAGAUAUAUAUUGCAUUUUGCGACAGCAGCGGCAAAACACAAUAAGAUACCAUAACAAUUAAGAAAGCUGUCAUUUGAUGAAAAUUAAUAUAAUGAAUAUAUUUGAUUGCACUUAACACAUGCACUCCUGAUUAAUAUAUACACUCUAUAAACUACAAUACAUAAACUUAAUAAUUAAACAAUAAAUGAGAAUUUUGAGAGAUCGAGCGCUUACGCACUCAGCACAUCUGCAGAAAAUCGAAAAUGUGUAUAUGUGUUAGGCGUUUUUAAUUGUUUAAGCGAACAGGGUAGUGUGUGAGAAUAAGAAUAUAUAUGAGAAUGCGAACAUAAAUCAAAUCUCUAACUUUAAAGAGUGAGCAAUCAAUCAAGUUGAAAAGUUUCGUUUAUAUUUUUUGAUUUGUGCGCAUUUCAUUGUGAUUUUAUAAGCGACGGGGCAGGGGAUGGGCGGUGUAUGAACUAAAGGCACAGAAUGUAAAGGGGAAAUGUCGUCAAGUUUUUCCGUUUCUCAAAUCUUCAUCUAUAAUAGUUUCUUAUCUUCCGGUUGUUACAAAUGUUCGGCGACGACGGCGACAGUAAUGGCGGCAACUUGAAAACGAUUCGCCAAAGAUUUAUGAAAAGUCACACAAAUAAAAAUAAAAUUUUUGCAAAAUGCGCAAAGUUUUCUGAGCGUUCAAAGAAGAGAAAAACGUAUACUUUCAAGUUGUGGAAACCACUUCGCUGUCGGAAUGAAGAAGAUGCAACCAAAUGAAUGCAUAAAUUUAAAUUUCCACUGGGACGAAGUAAGAAAUCAGUUGUCGUCGAUGUUCGCUUCGCAGUUGAUUUCACGGAUGGGAAGAAAAUCUUUAAAAAUAGAUCUAGUUGGAAUAAAAUAAAUCAAGUUUAUUACUUUUGAUGUGAGUGCGAGAACAAAAAAAAAGGAACAAAAAACGAAGAAACCAUUUCAUUACAAACAAAAAAAAAGAAUUUUUUUAAAAGAAAACACAGGUGCAGAUAUUCGCUGCAUUUUCAUUGUACAUUCUAACACAAUCUAUAUUGUUCUGUUUUCCUUUUCCACAGCUGUACACUCAAAUGAUGUCAGCUAAAGAAUACAUAGAAUUUUACCAAAAAAUAAAUGAAUAAAAACAAGUUUUAUUGUAGUUAAAUAAAGAAGAAUAAUAAUAAUAAAUAAAAUAUAUAUAUAUAUACAUGGGAUACAGCAAAUGAAGAAAAUCUAUACGUAUAUUCGAAACUGCAUAGUAAAUUAAAAUACUUUGAAUGUGAUUGAUUGUUGUUGGGGAUACAAAUUUCAAACUUUGAUAAAUCGGAUUUUUUUAGCAGAUGGUCGAUGGAUUUCGAUGUACUCUCUAUUCAAUCGAAAUACGCAUAAUCGAUACGACACCUAUUGAUUGUCUCUACAUCGACCCCAUUUCACAUACACUAAAUCGAAUAGCGAAAUAUAUUGAAUUCCAAUUUAUGGCCACAAAAUAUGGAAAUACGGAAAAUAUGGAAUGUUCGUCAUCAUUCAAUGGAUCAUCUAUUAUUACCUACCUGUUAUAUGGAAUGCAAUAAUCACCUGAGGUGUUAAAGUGACCUCAAUAUUCAUAAUAAUUUGUGAGAGACCAUGGAAUAAAUGGAAGAAAAAUUGCAUUAAUCACACACACACACACACAUUUACACUUCACACGUAUUCACGGUGAAAAUGUCUAUUUACGUGAAAUAUAGUUAAAACAAACGCAUUCUAGCUAAUAAGGAUUUAGAGCAAACUCUUUGAAAGCAGAAAUCAAAUAUUUAAAUUAAAAAAUAAAUAAAACUACUAUAAUUCACCUUCAAUGGUUAAUUGAUGUAAAUUCAAGAUGAUAACGUUUAACUAUGUAAUAAAAAAAACUUUAUUUUUCAUUUUAAGAGAAAAAAAAACUAAUAUGUUUAUGCGUUUAGUUAAUUUAUAUAUAAAAAAAAAAUUGAAUUGAUUUGAAAAAAAAAUCGAUGUUUGAACCAAGAGAGAGAGGGAUAUUGAAAACUUAUGGUAAUUUUACUGUUUGUUUGCGUAUUUGUAUGCAAAUGUUUGCGAUCUUAUCGAUUUCGUAAUUAUAAUUAGAUUUCAGCAUGCUUUGAAAGUCUAGGACUUUCACACCCCAACAAUGGGUGGAUGGUAUACAAAAAAUUGUAAUCUUUCAUUUCAAUGAGAAAUUAUAUCGGCCGCACGAACGGAACAAUAAUGAAUUAUCAAAACGAUUCUGAAAUCGAAUUAUAAACAACAAAUGGUUUGUCAAAACUCAUUUCGCCAACAUUCUUUUUCUAUUUUCCAGAUUACACAUUCGUCGCAAGCAUUGACGUACAACUACCACGCCAUCCCUCUCUUUUUUCACAUUUCUGAUUUACUGUUUUUUUUUUAAAACAAAUUCAUUGAUGAAAAAAAGUAUAUUUACACGUGACAUUUAAACAAACAAAA
Messenger RNA from Contarinia nasturtii (swede midge), 5273 nucleotides. RefSeq lists its product as uncharacterized. Lineage: Eukaryota; Metazoa; Arthropoda; Insecta; Diptera; Cecidomyiidae. The record is from RefSeq and is a predicted model, not a curated record. The coding region runs from base 1 to 1938 and encodes 645 amino acids. Gene Ontology annotation, molecular function: carbohydrate binding. The transcript has 12 exons.